AGGAAGUGGAGUCCUUGUGGUCAUGAUUUUUAUGCAAGCUUGAUUAUCUGUAAGGUCUGUGGCUGUGCGUAGCUGUGGAGGCAGUUGUAGCAGACAAAGUCUCUGACAAGAAGAUUUUAAGGAAUCAAGGAAAGCUGAACGUUUGACUGUUAGUAAAAUCGGUGGUGCAGGGAGCAUAGAGCUAUGAUUAGACUUGGAUAUUUGGAAUUUAUUCUUCCAUCAGUCACAAAACUACAAAAACAGAGGAAAAACAUUAUUGUUUAACCCCAGAUGAUACCAGGAAAAAUCUGGGUAGCAGCUAGAAAAGAAAAACUCUUCAGCUGGACUAGGAUAUAAAGUGUACAUUGUUUUGGAUAUAACGUUAUAAAGCAUCUGUGCUUCUUUCUGCUUUGAAUUAACUGGAGUGCACAACAUCUUCCAACAGAUUCUCAGAGAAUGAAAGACAGCUGAAAAAGGACAAAGACAGAAAUAGUACCAACUGUCUGGACACUGUCUUCACAGUUUAUAAACAUACAGGAAAAAUGGAAAUUGAAAUGCCUCUUUGUGACUCUCAGGAUACCAAACUGAUGACUUUGACAGAUGCAGAAGACAAUCAUGGUGAUUAUUUUUCUGUAGUCUCCUCUCAUGAUGGACUAAAAUCCAGAAAUGAAUCACUGGAUAGUGAUGUUGCAAAUGAAAUCAGAUAUCUUGAUGAGGUUCUAGAAGAAAGCGGACGCGAUUCUGGUUUGGAGAACAAUAUCAAUGGAUCCUCUUCUCCAGAGCCAAGUACAAUAACUGUAGAUGGGUCAAGUCCAUCUGUCUCAGUUUCUGAUGAUGUAACAACUACAGAUGAGAUAGUAAUAGCUACAAGUGAAACAUAUACAUCUUUCAGAGAAACCCAUGGUAGCGAGGAAGAUAAUCAGCAGCUGAGCUCCAGUGAUCUUUCAGAAAUGUUAACAGAAGAACCUUACAGAUACAUAUCAACCCCUGAAAGUCCACGUUCUUCAGCAAGUUCCAGAAGAUCAUCUAAAGAUGGUGAGAUGCCAUUAAUCACAAUUAAAAAAGAAGCCAAAUUUGAGCUCCGUGCUUUCCAUGAGGACAAGAAGCCAGCUAAGUUGUUUGAUGAUGAUGGUAAAAAAGAAGUCCGAGUUAGGAAAAUCAGACCAUCUGAAGAAGUCAUUGAACUUGAGAGGGAGAGGAGAGAGCUCAUUAAAAGCCAGGCUGUGAAGAAAAAUCCUGGCAUAACAUCCAAGUGGUGGAAUCCACCAAAAGAGAAAUCAAUUGAGGAAGAACUAGAUGAGCAGAAUUUAGAAUCCCACAGAAAAUACAAGGAGCGGAAACAAAAACAAAGAGAGCUGGGUGGGGUACCAGUGACACCAAGUGAACCAAAAGAGACGGCCUAUACUUGUGAAACACAGGAACCAGUGAACAUGAAGAAAGAUGACAUUGUUACAGAACAGAUUGAUUUUUCAGCUGCUCGGAAACAGUUCUUACAGAUAGAAAACUCAUCUCAGUCCAACAACUCAGCUGCUCAAAGAAGAUCCAUAACACCCAAACUAUUUUCUGCAAAACCAUUCUUAAAAGCAAGUGAUACACUAAAGGGAGAUAGGUCUGUAGCAUCAGUCUUAGACUCUACAGUUGUCAUGCAGUCAGAGCCGAAUGAAGUAACAGUUGUGAAGGCUGAAAGGGUAGCCUGCAUUUCAGAUGACCACCAAGCAAGCCAAGAGGGUGUUACAUCAGACCAAGUGAAUGAACUGUCAUAUAUCACAGUUGAAAACUUAAAACAGCAACAAUCCCCUACGUCUUGCAUGCACGAUGAUGACUUUACAAGUGCAACUGCAGUCUUCACUGUCUUAAAAGAAGACGAUCAUGACAUUUCUGAACAUCUCACAAAGCCUAUUCAUGUAUCUUUCCACACAGAGGAACUAGAUUCUGGCUUGGAUGAGCUCUCCCUGAGAUCCCAGGAUACUGCAGUACUGGAGACCCUGUCCAAUGACUUCAGUAUGGAUAACAUUAGUGACAGUGGUGCUUCAAAUGACACUAUGAAUGCUUUCCAUGACAGUUCCCUAGGAGACUUUUCACAACCACAAACUCCACACACUGAUGUUUCCAGUGACCAUGGAAUAGAUGGGAUGUCAAAAUCAUUUAGUGAUCAUGGUUUUUACCCUUUCCAUUCUGUCAGUCCAGAAAGAGAUUUAUCUGAUGAGCAACUGGAAUAUCAUGCAGGUAUUUUGGUUCAGAAUGCCAUUAAGCAAGCUAUUGCAGAACAGACAGGCACAGAUGACUCUGACAAUCAUGAGUAUUUGCAAGAACUUAAAAAUUCAGAAGAGCAAAAGGAACAAUCAAGGGCUUUGUCUCCAGUUGCUAAGCAAUCCUCACCAUUUGAGCCACCUCAAGUGUCUUCUCCAGUACAGGAAACUAGAGAUGUCAUUCCAAAGACCUCAGUGGAGAGGAGCCUUGAGCUUGAAGCUAUGGGCCGUGAGCGGCACACAUCUCCAGUACCUGAUGCCAUCCAGUCAAGUCCAACAGAGUCUCCCAAACAAGAGUUCAGCUACUUCAGCAAGUACUCUGAAGCCGCAGAACUAAGGAGCACUGCUUCUGUCAUAGCAGCACAAGAGACUGAGGUUGCUAUGGGACCAUUUAGGUUACGGUCAAAGAAGCAAAGGACAUUGUCCAUGAUUGAAGAGGAGAUUAGAGCAGCCCAAGAAAGGGAAGAAGAGCUCAAGAAACAGAGGCAGAAUCUCCAGACAGUUCAAAGUCCAGUAAGGAAGAAUGCAAUGUCUCUGCCUUCAAGAACAGUAUGUCACACCAAAACUGCUCCUGGAAAAAUUGAAAAGGUGCGGACUCCAUCAGGAGAGAGCAGUGCUCUACAGGCGGAAUCUUUAUUUGAAGAUGCUUCAGGGAACCAGCGUCCCAAGACUCUGAUGCAAACACUAAUGCAAGAUUAUGAAUCACACAAAAUGAAGAGACGAGAUACCUUGGAUGACAACAGUUACACCCAUAAGCUUAUUUCUCAAAAGGUCACUUCCGAGGUUCUGGAAGCCACACGAGUGGGUCGACGGAAGAGUGCGAUGGCACUGAAAUGGGAGGCAGGGAUCUAUGCAAAUCGAGAAGAUGAUGAAUAAUUUUCUAUGUUCAGCAAUCAAACAUGGCAAGAAACCAAAAUUUCACUUAUGUAUUUAUUGAAGAAACACAAAUAAUUUUACUUAUAGAAGCAAUAGCCACCAGUUAGAAAACAAGCAGAGAAAUGUGCAAGCUUCAUUUUGCUACAAGGAUCAUAGCAGAAUUCUGACUAACAGAAAAGAUGUGGGGCAAUCACUGGUGUUCAUAAUAACAGGAAUAAUGUAAAAAGUCAAGCUGAGCUUCUAAGAAAAAAUAAUAAACAUAUGCAAGAUGGGAUUGGAUUUGGGUGCUAAAUUCCAUGGCAACAGCACAUGUAUUUGUAUUGCCUGCUGCAUAUUACAGUACACGAUUCUGAGCUCACAGUAUAAAAAUAAUAAUCAUGGAUUCGCUGAAACAACCUACAGUAUUAUAAUGAUGUUCAUCAGUGUAACUGCUGAUUACAGGAACAAGUUUUCUGUAUGCUAACUUUGUAGUUUUUCCUGAGAGUUUCUACGAACUAUUGAAGAAAUACUGCUGUCACAUAAUUUAUUGACUGCUCCUUUUAGUGCCGCAGUUAAAGAAAAAAAGAGCUACAGUCCACAUUGUGUUAAGUGCACUAUCUGCGUAUUUACUUUGCAGCUUUUUACAAUCAUUUGGCCCUGACUAAGCAGGAAGUACAAGAAAGCAUGAAUUAAAUAUGCUUCUGGGUACAGACUAGGUAACAGGGUUGUUUGCGAUAAUAGGGCCAGACACACCGGAUACUUGCAGAAGUGCAAUUAAUAAACUUAGCUUAAGCUCCAUAGCACCAUUAUGAAAAUGUGAUAAUAGGCUUUUUUAUGCAAAUUGUAUGGGGCUGGUAAAACAUAACAAUUCAGUCUUCCAUUGUGCAACAGAGGAGACAAUGAUGAAUUUGUAAGCCAGCGUUUAUUUUGUGUGGAUUUGAGGCAGAGCAUGUUGUGGAAUGGCUAGAAGGCUGGAGACGAAUGCAAAAAUAGAUUAAAAAAAAAUCAUUCGAUGGAAAUUUUGUCCUGCAGGAAACAAGUCUGUUCUUUUGGUCGAGUGAGAAAUAGACAAGGGACUAAAUAAGGAAGGAAAAAAUGUCAGUAUUUACACGUUAAAGUCUGCAGUGCGGAUAAGACUGAACUUUGAAAAGUACAGAGACCUCAGAAAAAUCAGACAGCCUGGCAAAAAGCUAGACAUUUAGUAGAACUGAAGGUGGUACACAAUGUGUGAUUACAUUUUUAUAUUUCUUAUUUUCACAGAUUGUAUGUGCACUCAGCAUUGCACUGACAUGUUAGUAGUAAAGGGAUGUAUAAGGCACUGCACUGAAUGUCACGAGUGUAUGAAGUAUAUGUAUAGCAACAUUCCUACGAGUGCAUCCUGGCAGCAACAUGACUCACAGAGAAGAGAUCAGUGCAACAAUUUCAGAAGCUGACAUUUCAGUACAGUUUUUAUAUUUAUUCUUAAGCUUGUUUUGUUAAGUAUGCAUAGUAUAGAGGAUUGCCAAUUUUAUUGUAUUUUCCAUUAAAGCAAUACAAUGAAAGUAUUUUACUAGUAAGAGCCAUAUUUUCCAUAUUACCACUGUUGUGUGAUGAGGGCUAAAAUGCCUGCAAAUAUUCAGGCUGUCACAUUACACAAGCUAAAUAUUGAACCUUACAGGGUAAACUGAUGUAUAAUUUUUCAGUAGUACACCUACCCCACUUUUUGUGUGUAUUUGUGUAACAACCUUACAAAACAUAAGAAACUUAUUCUUUUGAAAGUUCUAGAAAUCACUAGGACCAGUGCAGUUUCUUUAUCUGGUUGUUAAUAUGACACUUCUCACAUUUAAGAAAACAAAUAUAUGAAAAGACGCCCCAAAUGUCCCAUCAUUAGUGAACAUUUUAUAGCUCUUUCAAAAAUAAACAUUAUAAUCAUUAAGUCACAGAAUUAUAGUUCAUGUUACCUGUUGAAUAAUUCAUUAAAGUUAUUUUUUAUAGUGAAUGCACCUGUUUAUGUUUUUUUGAUUAAACUGGCCCCAAAACUCAACAAUUUUAGUAGCUAGUAGUUUGCAGUGUGGGUCAUUUCAUGGGACUACUGGAUGGCUGCAUUAAAAUCUUGUGUUCAUUUUGUUCUUUUAACCUGUGUAUUUACGUGCCACUGGUGAUAGCUAGCUGAACAGACAGCGGACAACUUCCAUUUUCAUUACUUACAGAGAGCAGAAAAAGAUGUGUAACCUGAACAGGUGUUGUGCAGUUAGAUUACUUUCGGCAAUACAUCUGCUCAGUAUAAAAUAUUCAGUACAGAUGGAUGCUGAUGUGGCAUUUUCAUUUCCUGCACAUCAUAAAGCAUUGUAUCACUCUGGCUUGGAGCAGCACUGUCAUUCUCUGUUCAUAUUGUAUUCCGUUUUAACUUUUCUCAGCCUUCAGUCUACAUGUUAGGAAAGUGGAACUUUUCAUGAGAAAAGUGAAAUGUGAUUUGUUGCCUGAGCUCAUCAACUGUGAAAACAACUUCUAUGGUAUUGUAAAAGUUAUUGUUGUGUAUUCAGAGUCCUUAGUACAUGAUUUGGUCAAAAACUGAAAAACAAAAUGACUGUUUUAUUUUGUUAACACAAUAUGCAUUUUGCUCUCAGUAUUCUUAGUAUUAUAUAAAAGCGUUCUUCAGAAGCUGUAAUGUUUACUACAACCAUGAUUUAUUCUAUGCAGGUGAAGGGAGGGGUAAUAAAAACAAUGCAGUGAAAUAUGCUUUAGUAAACCAACA
Protopterus annectens (West African lungfish) is the source of this 5817-nucleotide messenger RNA. RefSeq names its product A-kinase anchor protein 2-like. The coding region runs from base 522 to 3104 and encodes 860 amino acids. The transcript is spliced from 5 exons. NCBI's taxonomy places the organism in Eukaryota, Metazoa, Chordata, Ceratodontiformes, Protopteridae. The record is from RefSeq and is a predicted model, not a curated record.